Messenger RNA from Aphanomyces astaci, 279 nucleotides. RefSeq lists its product as hypothetical. The record is from RefSeq and is a predicted model, not a curated record. Bases 1 to 279 code for a protein of 92 amino acids. NCBI's taxonomy places the organism in Eukaryota, Oomycota, Saprolegniomycetes, Saprolegniales, Verrucalvaceae. The transcript is spliced from 2 exons.
AUGACCGCGUGGCUCUUCUUCCUUCGGUUGCUGUCCGCUCCUAUGCUGGCUGGCACGUGGCAUUGGUUACGCUGGCCAGAAACCAGCGCCGAACCCACGAGUGGACAAUACGGUCGUGUCGGUGGCCGAGUACUCGUUCGGGCCCCUACACAGGGCGUGGGCGUGGGUGCCGUUUGUGUACCAUCUCAAACUGAUUGGGAGGUUGUGGCUGCAUUCCCGUACUUUCGAGGCGCGCAGUCGUUGUUUCACGUGUUUUUCAACAAAUACAGCGACAACUAA